Molecule: messenger RNA, 669 nt
Organism: Ostreobium quekettii
Lineage: Eukaryota; Viridiplantae; Chlorophyta; Ulvophyceae; Bryopsidales; Ostreobiaceae
Source: the annotation of a GenBank genome assembly
AUGGCUGUGGACAUGAUUCCAGAAAACGGGAAGUUGCCCGUGGGGCAGCGCGUGUACGCGGAAAAGAGAACGGAGAAGGGAAAAAUGAAGCCCCACCGCCUGUUUGUGGCAAUGACGACUCUCUUUGUGUAUACCGCUUGGCCCUACAUCCUCCUGCUCCUCCUACUCUUCUCGUGGUGGCGCCCAGUUCUCCUCCUGAACCUUGCCCUCUUUUCUACUGUUCUUAUUCCGACGAAGGUCUUCUGGCCCGAAUUUUUGAAUCUGAGCGUGUUCCACACAUGGCGAGAAUAUUUCAGCUUUUCCUACAAGUUUGAGGAGAAGCUGGACAUUGAUGGAAAAUACAUCAUUGCAGAGUUCCCCCAUGGGACGUACCCAGUCGGACCACUCCUGGCUGGCACGUUGAUACCCAGAUUGUUUCCUGGUCGGUGUGUUCACAGUGUUGGGGCAUCUGUCCUGUUCAAAAUUCCCCUUUACAAACAAAUGUUCUCUUGGAUGGGGUGCCAACCAGCAGAUCGCAAGACUUUUCAGAGGCUGCUGCAGAAGGCGGAUGUUGCUUGCGUUGUAGGAGGCGUUGGUGAGAUGUUCAUGCAGUAUGAAGAAAAAGAACAGGUGCGAAGGCUGCAGAAAGAUUAUGAACCUCCACAUCACUUUCGUUGGCAGCCCCAUUGA